AUGAACGAACAAGACCGUGGAUUCCUAUUUCAUCUCCACACGAGCUUGCCUACCGAGAUCCCCACCUCGACUUUCCAGGGUCGGGCAUCAUUCACCUAUGCAAGCAUCCGGACGCGACAACAUCAAUUCCAACCAGCACAAUCAUACGAGAUCAUGCGCAAGCUGCUGGGGAAGCCGGCCAACGAUGCUUCCGUUGGCGAUGCGACUGUCGCCAGCACCGCUACCGCGACACCCACGAAUUACCGGCCGAUGAAAUCACAAAAUGCCGUGUACCCGGUAGCUGCGCCAGUAUCUUGCCUCGAUGUUUCCUCGGACGGGCGCGCCGCCGUUCUGGGCGGACCGCACAUACUCAAAACCCUGGUACUCGAUAGCCCGGACAGCCCUGGCUUCAGUUUUAGCGAAGGGAUUGAUAUUAGGGCUUCAAUCACAUCGCAAAAAACUUCUGGAAGUCGGGCAAAUGUUGUGGCCGACCAGCUUAAUAUUCGUGACCUCAAAUGGCACGAGAAUGGCACAGUCUUCACUGCAUGCGCUACAGGGCGUAUAUUUGGCUACGACCUGUCUCGACUCGAUAGCGGAGGCUCAGAUCCUCUCGACUAUAUACAAAUGCAGGAGGAUAGCCGCCAGAUAAAUUCGUUGGACGUCAACCCACACUUGAAGAGCUGGCUGCUGUCAGGAAGUCAGGACGGCAUAGCACGCGUGUUUGAUGUUUCUACGGCGGCUGCUACACGAUCGGGAAUACUCACAUUUCGACAACGAUUUUCACCCUUGAAAAACAACGAGUCAAUUAGGAAAGUAAUGUGGUCACCCCGACUCGGACACGAGAUGGCGUGCUGUACAGAGGGCGGCGUGGUUCUGAAAUGGGACGUUCGCCAACCCUCGAAGCCGGUGUUGAGGAUUAACGCACAUGAGAAGGCGUGCUCCACAAUGGCGUGGCAUCCUGAUGGGAUUCAUCUCAUCAGUGCGGGAUGGGACUCAAAACUUCAUGUGUGGGACUUGGGCGGCUCGGCUGACAAGCGACAAAAACCAAAAUGGACUAUUACAACUCCAGCACCGGUGUCGUGUCUUUCUUGGCGACCGGGCCUGUGGUCUGCUACGGCACAAACACGACGUGUAGCCCAGGUUGCAGUGAGCUACGACGAAAGCACCAAAAAGCGGUACGGCGCAUCAGUUGUUCACAUAUGGGAUCUGGCGCGUCCAACCAUGCCGUACAAGGAGAUUGAACGCUUUGAUUCGUCGCCAUCUGCGAUGCUUUGGAGAGACCAGGAUAUGCUCUGGACUGUUGGUCAAGACGGACUAUUCAACCAGUGUGAUGUGGCAUAUGCACCUAAGGCUAUCGACAGACUCUCUACAUCGGCAAUGGCAUUUUCACCGCAAGGCGAGGCUGUCAUGUUCUUGGAUGAGCGUGCACAGCAAAGUCGUCCACGCCCGAUUAUGCACCACAGCGAGACGCCGUCUCGCCCGACAUACAGCUCUAGCCCCAAUGCCUACCUGCUCAGUGGAAGCAAAAGCGACUCCGAGGAAGACGUACUGGGAACAUUUAUUGGGCCCCGGCGCAAACUUGCUCAUCGACGCCGUCUGAGUGGUCGUUCGGGACAGCUGUUGAGCACAACACCUCCGUCUAGCACCAACGUUUCGGAUGAGGGCAGAAAGACACUAAGCCUUGAUCUGUCUAUCGGCGUUACUGGCAUGUUCAAGUCCCCGCAAGUAAUGUCCUCGGGGAAAUUGCCAGCAUCGACCAAGGUCCCAGUUUAUCAGUACCUCACAGCAAGCUACCUUGAGACGCUGGAGCGAGUCCUGCCGAAUCCAGACGACAAGGCCACUCUAGCUCAACGAGUAGGAGUGGCUUUAGAGGAAUUUUCCAAAGCCUCGGAAAAUGUGCGCUUGUACAGACUAUCCCAGUCAUGGCGCGUGAUUGCCUUUGCCAUGGAUUUACUGCUCAAAAAGAGAGCAAAUUACCACUUGGACGCAAGGUUGACCCGUUUUCAAAAGAAGCAGCUUGAUGGCGGCAAAUCAAACCCUCCGAAGCCACAUGAAAUUUAUGGAGCCAGCUAUAACGGCGAAGAAACACCACGCAGACCAUCCGCUCAUGCGGGCAGUAUAGAUAGCAGACUGCAUGCUGUGCGGUCACUUCUGUCGGAGGAGAUUGAGAGUACAUCUAAUGUGCCAACUCCGAUUGCGAGACCAGCUGAUGCAAUCCGCCACAGCGAAUGGGAAAAUGGUCACUACCAGCAUGGGAAGAAACUGACGCCCAUCAUCGAGCCAGAGAGUUUCAACCUCGGCCCUUCCCUGCAUACUUACAAGGAUGCGGCACAUUCGCAGGGUAGCUCUCAAGCAAUAUCGGACAACAGCCGAGAGAGUGAGCUUUCCGAAGUAUCUAUAACUGAAGGCUAUGACUUUUACGAUACUGAUGCCCUCUCGCGAGCUAUUGAUGUUCCCGAGCCAAAAACAAAGGAGGCGGCUGAUCAGCGGAGUUCACGGAUCAAGCCCGUUCGUCAUGAUUCAGAGGAUAGCAUGGGAGAAAUGUUCUCCAUCUCGGAUGGAACCAAGAAGCGCUCUCUACAAAACUCAUCUGUAGAAAUUGCAGGCGCCUCUUCAAAGAUCAGCAGUGGCAGCGCCGACACUGAAUUCGAAUCCAGAAUCCACGGCGACACUCAACGGCGUAAGCCAAAGACGACUGACUCACCAGAGGACGUUUUCAUGAUUUCGCAAACAACUGCAUCUACAGACGACACUUAUCCAUCUCAGUUGUCUUUUGCGUCACAGUCUGACUCUGACCAGAACGCAUCCUUUCAACAGUCUACAGCUCCUGCUGAAACUGUGGUCAGUCGCGCUGACAGCACCAGCAAUCCGGCUACCACAUAUUACAACGAUCCAAGGCCACAUGUCAUUGAAGCCGACUAUCUACCGUGGCCCAACGACCCCGAUUUUCUAGACAUGAAGGGAGAUAACACAGUGCCCGCUGCUCUUGACCCUUAUCUUUUGCUCAAAAGAGCCUUUGAUUUCGAAUGCCGUUCAUCAGCAGUCAAUGCGUCUGCCAUGGUGCUUCUUCUCCGGCCACUACUUCCGGACGACAUCAUUGACACUCACCUGGCCCGAGGUAUCCUGCGACAGCAUCACCAGCGACUAAUGCGCAUGGGUUUGUUUGUGGAGGCAUCUUUCUUACGCAAGCUGUGCAUUCAGGGGUGGCCAGAAGGCAUGCCCGACUGGGGCGAGAACUAUAGCGCCAUCUUUGGACCUGCGCAGCAAGGCGUCAAAACGGGGCUGUUCUGCUCCGCAUGUCGAAAGCCGCGAGAAGUCGACCCCAGCGGCGGCCGCGACGCUGUCUGGACCUGCGAACGCUGCCGCUCCGUGAUGGCGCCGUGUGCCGUAUGCAAUCAUCGCGACGCAGAACUCCCCGCCCACAUCCCAGGCGACGAUGCCGAUCCGGGCGGUGCGGAUUCGGACCUGUGGGUUUCCAAUUGGUGGUGGUUCUGCCCUGGCUGCGCUCACGGCGGACAUGCCUCCUGCCUGCAGCUGUGGCACGGCACCAUGGAAGCUGACGACCCCAACUCGCAGACGACUAAAUUCAGCGGUGGAUGCUGCCCGCUCGAUGGCUGCGGCCAUGCGUGUCUUCCGGGCAAGUACCGCGGGGAGGUGGUCACGGCGCGCGCGGAGGAGCUCGGCCGCGCGACGCUGGACAGCACCCGCGCCCGGGACGAGCUGCGCGGCGGCGGCGGCGGCGGCGGCAGUCGGCGUUCCAGCCCCGGCGGGCGCGACCGCAGCGUGCGCAGCGACAGCUACGACAUACCGCAGAGUAAGGCCGUCGGUAUGGCGCGCGAGGCGCUGAACAAAGGCGGUUCGCCGAGCUCUGGCGGCAUACUGAGCUCUAGCCCAGGGCGGGUGCCCGGGACGGGCGAGCGCGAGCGACGCAAGAGCGUCAAGUUUGUCAAGACGGACAGGUGA
This is a messenger RNA of Akanthomyces muscarius, 3942 nucleotides long. RefSeq lists its product as uncharacterized. Gene Ontology annotation, molecular function: protein binding. The transcript is spliced from 3 exons. Gene Ontology annotation, biological process: positive regulation of TOR signaling. Bases 1 to 3942 code for a protein of 1313 amino acids. The record is from RefSeq and is a predicted model, not a curated record. Lineage: Eukaryota; Fungi; Ascomycota; Sordariomycetes; Hypocreales; Cordycipitaceae.